This is a messenger RNA of Panonychus citri (citrus red mite), 1004 nucleotides long. RefSeq lists its product as uncharacterized. Bases 142 to 885 code for a protein of 247 amino acids. Lineage: Eukaryota; Metazoa; Arthropoda; Arachnida; Trombidiformes; Tetranychidae. The record is from RefSeq and is a predicted model, not a curated record. The transcript has 2 exons.
GAAAAAUUAGAAUCGAUACAAUUUGAGUUCGAGAUUCAAACAACAAACAACAAACUACAAUUAACAAAGUUUACAAAUUUUCUUAUUAAAACACUUACCUAGUUUUCCUAUUUUUAAAGUGAUCAAAUCAAAUUCAUCAAAAUGAACAAACAAUUGUUUUUCUUCAUUUUCGUUUCAUCUCUUGUUCUCUUUGUUUCGUUGGUUCAAGCUGAAGAAGAAGAAGAGUUCGAAGAUUCUUUCGAUGGUCAACAAAGAGAAAGACGAGAUAUCUCAGCCGAUUUAGAAGGAGCCGAAUCAGCGGUUGGUGGUGCUGGAGGUGCUGGUCUUGCCGCUUUCAAGAAAGGUGCUGGUGGUGGCGGAGCUGCUGGAUAUCAAGCUGGUGGAGCAGGAAAAGCUGGUUAUGCUGCUGGAGCCAAGGGUGCCAAAGGUGGUGCUGCUUAUGGUGCCGCUGGAGCCGCAGGUGGUUCCAAGGGAGCUGCUGCCAAGGGUGGAUUCGCUUCUGGAGCUUUUGGUAAAAAGUAUGGAAAGAAAGGAGGAUUCGCUAAAGCCGGUGGUGCUGGAUACAAUAAGAAAAUGGGUCUUGUCAAGACAUUCGGAAUGAGCCAAGGAUUCAAAUUCGGUAAAGCCGCUGGUUAUGGUGCUGCUGGAGGUGCUGUCGGAGGCAAAGCUGCCAAAGGAGGCUAUGCUGGAGCAGCAGGAGCAGCUGGAUACAAGGGAGGUAAAACUGGUGGUGUUAAAGGUUAUGCCGCUGGAGCUAAAGGUGCAGCCGGAGGUAAAUCUGGAGUUGCUGGAGCUGGUGGAUUUAAGAAAGCCGCUGGUGCUGCAGGAGCUUCUGGUGGAGUUAAAGCUACAAUCGGAAAAGGUGGUUUUGGACUCGGUAGAUAAACAUCAAUAUAUAAUCUAAUUUCUUUCCUCUAAGUCAUAAGCAACAAAAAAUUUAUCUAAAGAAAAAGUCACCAAUCUAUUUGUAUGAUUAAUCAUUAAAAGUCAAUCGCUAUAAUAAA